This is a messenger RNA of Macrosteles quadrilineatus (aster leafhopper), 5548 nucleotides long. It is a transcript of the gene Wdr82, whose product is annotated as WD repeat-containing protein 82. The transcript has 2 exons. The record is from RefSeq and is a predicted model, not a curated record. Bases 184 to 1137 code for a protein of 317 amino acids. Gene Ontology annotation, molecular function: protein binding; chromatin binding. Gene Ontology annotation, cellular component: Set1C/COMPASS complex. NCBI's taxonomy places the organism in Eukaryota, Metazoa, Arthropoda, Insecta, Hemiptera, Cicadellidae.
UACCGAGACAAAAGGAAAGGAACGACGAAAGUAGCCAUUGGUCUUGGCAUCGGUUCCCAGCGUUUGUUAGCUGUGAAAAAUCUGAAGAACAAAAUGUUUUCUGCAAUUGAUGGAUUUUGAAGAAAAGUAAAGCGUUUAGGUGACAACCUUUAGUGAAUUAAUACUAGUCAGUUUACUGUUUUAAUGAUGAAGCUAAUAGAUCAAGUCGUUCGAAGUUUCAAAGUAGCUAAGGUCUUCCGUGAAAAUACGGAUAAAAUCAACAGCAUAGACUUUUCCCAAAGCGGUGAUACGUUAAUAUCAUGCAGUGAGGACGACCAGAUUGUUAUUUAUGACUGUGAAAAAGGUACUCUUAUGAAAACUGUUAACAGUAAGAAAUAUGGGGUUGAUUUAAUUCACUUUACUCAUGCUAAGAAUACAGCCAUCCACAGUUCAACUAAGAUUGAUGACACAAUUAGGUACUUAUCUUUACACGAUAACAAGUACAUUCGAUACUUCCCUGGUCACACCAAGAAAGUAGUUUCACUUUGCAUCUCCCCUGUUGAAGAUUCUUUUCUAUCAGGUUCCUUGGACAAAACAUUGAGAUUGUGGGAUUUGAGAUCUCCAAACUGCCAAGGAUUAAUGCAUGUAUCGGGUCGACCAAUCGCUGCAUAUGACCCUGAAGGGCUUAUAUUUGCAGCUGGUGUAAACUCAGAGUCAAUCAAGCUUUAUGACCUCAGAUCAUUUGAUAAAGGCCCUUUUGUUACCUUUAAAGUUGCACAGGAAAGGGAGUGUGACUGGACUGGAUUGAAGUUCAGCAGGGAUGGUAAAACAAUUCUCAUAUCUACGAAUGGUUCUAUUAUACGUCUUAUUGAUGCUUUUCAUGGCACUCCUCUGCAGUCAUUCACAGGCCAUCUAAACAACAAGGGUAUUCCAAUUGAAGCGUCAUUUAGCCCAGAUUCACAGUUUAUCUUUAGUGGGUCUACUGAUGGACGAGUACAUGUGUGGAACGCAGAUACAGGCUACAAAGUGUGUGUUUUAAAUGGUGAUCAUCCAGCUCCAGUGCAGUGCAUUCAAUUCAAUCCUAAGUAUAUGAUGUUGGCUUCAGCUUGCACAAAUAUGGCUUUUUGGCUACCAUCCAACGUUGACGAUUCAGCUUAAAAUGUCAGCACCCUAGGAAGCUCAUCCGAUUCUAUGCAGGACUUCCUUCCUUUAUGAACAUUUUCUACUGAAGGUUCUUGAAGAGCAACGUCAAACACUCGUUUUAUGGUGUUACAUGCAUAAACAUAUACACUCAAUGUCAUCUAAAUGUAUUUCAAUUUCAACAAGUUCAGAGAAUAGUGACUAAAAAGUAAUUACACUGAACUGACUGUUAUUUAAUGUAUAGAAGUUAAAUGAUGUGCAAUUAAAUGGUCGAAUUGUUGAUUUAAUCUGAGCUAAAAACAAAUUAUUAAAGGUAAAAAGGCUUGUCAGUGUAGUACAUGUCUAAACUAUACAUACAAUUUUAUACUUUGACAAUUAGAGUAAUCUCCAAGUAAUUAGUCACAGUUAAACUUUUUUAUGUUGAGGGAUUAUGCUUCUUAACUGGUGUUUCUAACAUGUUCGCUGUUGCUGCCUAUCCUAAUUCACACAAUCCUAUUGACUGUUUGGAAAGAUGCAUUUGGAAUUGGUUACCAACCAAAAAGGUCUACUUUCAUUGUUGUCGUGUGUUGGAUGGACUGACAUUUUUAUAUUAGCAAGGAGCAAGAGGUGCAGAUCUCACUUAUUUUUUCAUGCUUACAACUAAAUUGCCACUGAUAUUAAUAUGUUAGCUAGGCUAAAUGCUUUUUUGUCCAAACAUUCCUACCUUUGAAAGUCUUAGAAAUGUAUAUGUUCAAUCCAUUGUAUUUCAGUCAUUCUGCCAAUGGAUGGAAUUAGAAUUGGUAGUAGAACCUCAUUAAUAAUACCAUCAAUAGUAGGAUCCCAUAAAAAAAUAAAAAUAGGCCUUGAUCUUUUUAAAUUGUACCUAACCAUUAUGCUGGAGACAGCAGGACCGCCAGCCAUCUUGGAUUUUAUGCCCAUAACAGCAAUGUGAAUGGUUGAAGCAUAUUACGGCAUUGUUUAUUAAGAUAAAAAGUUGCAAAAUAUUUCAUUUUAAAGCUAUUGAAACCGUGGAUGUGAUUUGCUAUCAACUUUUUAAUCUUAAUUGUUAUUAUUUUGCAAACUACAUAAAUAUAUUGACUUAAACUACGAUUUUUUUCAACCUCUAAAACAAAAGUUUUAACAAUCCCAAAAGCAAUUCACACGGAAAAUAUAUUUAAGGAUCACAUACAAUUUUCUGCUUGAUAAUAAGCUUAUGGUGUAUGAUUAAUAUGCUUCAACGUGAACAAAUGUUUUUACUGAUCGGUGCUCGGUCAUCUACGGUUUCGCCUGGCAUCUGGUGUUUCCCCGAAUUACCACAGGCUUUGGAGCGCUGUAGUAAAAAGAGAUAGUAUUAUUGACUCCUGCUGACUCUUAAGCUCUGUUCUUUUUCAAGUUUCAUUUUACUAUUUCCUCGAUGGUCUUCUUAUUAAAGUUCUACUGUUUGAAACCAAAUCAUCAGGACUUGGUUUCAAACCCUGCCACAAUGCAACCGCAACGAACAUGUUAACUUAAACAACAUGUUAAACUUGAAGUCAGUUAUGGCAAGCCUUCAUGUUUUGGGUUGAUAAGUUUUUGAAAAUUUCACAUUUAGUAAGGGUUGCAUUUUCUGGGUUUUAAGGCUUUUGAUAUUAGAUAAGAGUAGUAAACAGAACCGAAAGUGGAUAGUGUGUGUAUUACAUUGAUGUUCAUGAUAGUUGUAUAAUUUAACAAUUAAUAUGCUUUUUUGGGCAAUUAUGUAGAUAGAAAAUUUCUCUUUGUAAAUAUUAUUGAUGAGGAUUAUAGUCUUGAUGACUUCUAAUUUUGUACCUGUUGAACCUAUUGUAAAUAUUGUUAUCUGACAAUUUAGUAAACACGAAUUGUAUUGUUUAAAUCAUAAUAGCAUAAGCCCACCAGAAAUAUAUUAUAAGUUCCUCCCUGAUUUGUAGUUAUUUUGUGAAAUAAUGCGUCAGGUUUGUGAAUUAUAGACUGGUAAAUUUUAAUUGUGAUGGCUUAUAUUGUAGUCAGAGAAGAAAAUAUUUUGGAACUUUAAUCCUAUAGGCUAGGCUGAGAGCUAAAACUUAACUUACACACACUUGCUCUAGUUACAUCUGUUUAUGUUUAAUCAACAGUUCAUUUUUCAUUCUCCAAGGUUUGAGAUUGCUACGUUAAACUGCAUUUAUUUACUAUCUGUAGGUGUUAAAUUAGUACCUACAUCAUCAGUUUUCAUUUUAUGUGUUCAGUGGAGUAUGUGUUUAGUGUUUGUGGAUUAUUGUUCAGUGUCGAUGUUUAUCUGUGUUUUAAAUCAAAUUAAUUCUAGAUAAAACAGUUUUUAUACCAGUUUAUAUUUAGUAUCAUUUUACUAGCAUGUUGUCUUCUAUCAGGGUGAAACAUGCAAUUGUUUGAAACUCUAAUUGCCGUAGAAUGUUGAAUGACAUAGAACACAACCUAAUACAAUCUUAGUAAUUGGUUUCUGUUCUAAAAAUUGUUUUACUGCACAUGAUUAUAUAGUUCUCUUAUCAACUUGUAUGGAUAUAUUACUCAACCUAAUUUAUGAUGGUUAUUUUAAACCCCUAUCGUUUAAAACCUUAUGAAUCAGGGCCUAUUAACUCUUCUUGAAGAGAAAUCUGGAUGCUGCUAGGGAUGUUGUGCUAGGGAUGUAGGAGAUGUUUUGUACACCUGUAAUCUUAUCUCUUGUAGGUGAAAAAAAGUUUGAUUAAUUGUUUGGGACUUUUACUCAUUAUAAGUAAGUAACAUAUUAUUAACCCUUCCCAAACGGUGGCGUAAAGUUUGUUUACAGACAGCAAAAUGAUUUUAUUUAAAUAGAAACUAAAAUAUAUCCUUUUUAAAUAUCUAUAAUUUAUAGAAUGUUGUAAAUAGUUGACCUAUGCAGCACUUUUGUCCAAACUUUUUUUAUAUAUUUUUUAAUUAAAUUUCUUAUUAUUCUAGAAAAAAAUUUCUAGUUCAUUGGUUACAGAUAUAAUUGAAUACAGUAGACUCCCUCUUAUCCGGACUCCUUGGGACCGAGGCCAGUCCAGAUAACCGGGUUUUCCGGUUAAACCGAAGUCCCCAAAAACUCGUGAAAUAACGGACCAUUUAAAUGCGUAUUUGACUUAAAUUUAGGAAAGUAAUGUAUUUAGACACGUGAUCAGUGGUCUCAAAUCUUUCCCACAAGAACGGUCGUUUCAGUACCACCCACUUCCUGCCGAUCUAGUCCGGUUAAACCGAUGUAUUGAUAAAAAUUGUACGGUUAAAGAGAUGUCAUUUCCGCCGAGUGUGGUCCGGUUAAACCGAUGUCCGGUUAAAAGGUGUCCGGAUAAGAGGGAGUCUACUGUAAAAGGAAAAGGAAAUUUGUACGAAGAUUAAUGUUGUAGAAAAUCAACAAUAACAUUCAAUAACUGUUGUAAUAAUUGGGGGAUACAUCUGCCUACUGUCCGCCAUGCACAAAAUAGGGCGGAUAUAUCUGUCUACCGUCCGCUAUGCACAAAAUGCUAGCGGAUAUAUCCGCCUAAAGUCCGGGAAGGGUUAAGACUUAAGUGUAAGAGUGUGUAAGAUUUGUUUCCGCAAUAUUUAUCUUGGUGAAGAACAGAUAGACAAUAUUUUAAAUCCAGAUACCAAACUAAUUUAACUGAUAAUUAUUAGAAAUUAUAAAUCUGAUUUACAAAAUAAAAUAUUCGGCUCUAAGUUUGGUAAUAAGUUACAAACAUAAAUUAAUUCCCACUUUCUAGUACACUCAUCUCAGUGUUACGCUCCUUUCACAUCAUACAGUCAUACUGCACGCUUUUUAAUUUAACGGGAGCCCACCAGCCAGUGCAGUAGAUCAGCUGUUGCAAUGAUUUUUGUUUACAAUCUUACCUCUAAAUUGGACACUGUUCAUGUUUAUUGUGCUUUGUAAAUACUUAUCUCGCCGUACAGUCAGAAACCGUGUAAUGUGAAAGAAACAACGUAAAAUCAAACUGUUUUCAACCAGACGGCGGAAACCGUUUAUUGUGAAAGGAGUGUUAAGAGUUUACAUUAAUAACUGUAGGCCUAAUUGUAGUGAUAAAAUGUGAUCAGUCCAAAUUUAUAUUUUUAUCUCAAUGUCACAUGCCCUUACAGCAAUAUACUACAGGUAUGUGACCUGUGAUUAAUCAACUAUUCUAAGUCUUAUUACACUGUUCUCAUUACAAUUUUAUUAUUAGUGUUAGUGUAAGCUUUUUACAGUAGAUAUUUUUCAGCGUAGAUUCAUUCCGUAUACAGUAUUUCUUUUUUUUGUGAUAGGUAAUUGUAAAAAUUAAUUAGGCUAAGAUGUGAUAGUUAAUAAUAGUGUCCGUUUUAUAUUACAUCUUUGUACUGCACUUAAUUAUGUUCUGAUGUAAAUUAUACACUACUGUGUUCAUAUAUUUAGAAUUAACACAUUUUAGUUUGAAAGUAACACAUUUUUGUGUAGUUGAAAGUAAGUAAAUGUAUGAAUAAACUAUAUAACAAUUGGGAA